Molecule: messenger RNA, 2304 nt
Organism: Pseudogymnoascus verrucosus
Lineage: Eukaryota; Fungi; Ascomycota; Leotiomycetes; Thelebolales; Thelebolaceae
Exons: 1
Coding region: 411-1940 (509 amino acids)
Biological process (GO): spliceosomal tri-snRNP complex assembly
Source: RefSeq, a predicted model, not a curated record
GCUGGAAGGUUUGAAUGUGGUGCACUUUAUAUUGUAUUCGUAUUUAUAUUUUAGUACAGUGAUCAGUUUCUAUAUUUAAUUUAGAAACAGUAGAUAUUGCAAAGCAAGCACUAAUUCAAUCUAUGACCCGUAUUUUUGGCAUUAUGAGCUAAAAGGCGUCGAGGCAAAUACAGCACCUGCCAUUUUCUCAGGAUCGUAAUUUGCACAAUACUCUACCUUUGACAUGCCAGCGACCUAUAAUGCCACCCAUAUCUUCAAAGACGAUGCCAUGAGAAUAUAAUUUAUAUCCCGAGAUACUACAAGGACGACUUGGGUCACGGGACUACUAUAUAUAUAAAUCUCGAGCCUUCACGCCCGAUAGGCCUCGAUUGCGCCUUUCACCGUUACUGCUACUCUGCAACCCUCGGAAUAUGGCCUCAAAUAACAAGGAUUCGUCAUCUCAGAAUGAGUCGAAUCACCGCCAGCAACACUUGACUCGGCCGAUAGCGCUGCCGUUGCGGCCGCUGCCGAGAUCAGGUAGGAGUCCAGGAACAGGAACUGCGCCUCGCGCGGAUGCCUCAACCGGGGAUUUGAGUGGCUCUCCCAUGAACUCGCUCCAGUUACAUGCUGGCAACUCACGGGAAGAAUAUGGGUCAUCACAGUACCUUCAGGCAGGAGACGUCGUGAUCAUUGCUGGCGUACCGCCAGGCUCCUUCAUUGGCUAUGACACAGUCGGCUUAAAUAUUGAAAAGAAUCACCACUUCGGAGGGGUUCGCGAAUUACCUCCUGGGCCACAUUUUGUCUAUGGCGGUUCCAUGUCUGAGAUAUCGACUCGGAAUGGGUUCUGGAUUAUCUCAAACCAAAGACAGCCUGGAGAACCGGGGGAGGUUUUCGUUAAGAAGUGGGAUAGAAACACAGAGACUCUGGAGGAUGAGGACAGUGCUGUUGAAACCAGGAGGCAAAAAGACAAUAUACAUUCAAGCUACGGCACAUUACUGCCAUACGAUGUACGAGCUGCCCAAACGCCGGAACUUUCAAAAUCGAGGGGAAAUCCAGCGGAAGCACAUGGUGAUGAUCCCAGGACCUGGCAAGAUCUUACAUUCGCGAUCAAAGGUCCUAUGCUCAGCAGGGUAAUCGGUGGCACCUGGAAUAACUGGAAAGUGACGUCCAUGGACGAACCCAAGUCGACGGAUACCAAACCAGCCGACAACCAACACCAAAUGGCAAUGGGCAUAGUUCCCGCUCCAAAUCCUGUCGAUGUUGCUAUUGCCGAGGAAAAGAAGCUCGGGUUUAUUUUCCCGGCUGGAUCUAAAACUUACUCGGAGACGGCGAUAGGUCGAGCUCGAAGUGAGCAAGCCAUGGAUAGUUCGUCGCAUGUGAGGGGUGUUAUAGCGGAGAGCUGUACUUCAGAUGGACCGAACGAUGUGCUUGGGGAGUUGCAGUUCUGCUAUUUGACCGGAGUCUUGCUUAGCAAUCUUUGUUGCAUGGAACAAUGGGGCCAUGUGGUCAAAAUACUCUUCAAGGCAUUCAGAUUCGCCGUGGAAGAGGCUCACUUCUUUGCUAAAGUUAUUGAAGUCUUCCACUCGCAGCUGGUCUAUGACGAUGAAUACCUCCAAGGCAGCAUAUUCGACCACAGCAACCACUUACAAGAUGAGUUGAAGGUAGAAUUGACAAUUUUCAAAUCACGACUUACUGAGCAGCUAUCUUCAAAACCUGACGGUUUGAGCAGGGAGGAGAACGAGUUAAAAGCGGCCUUUGGAAGACUGGAAUCUUGGCUGUCGAAAUGGGGCUGGGACCUGGGGGGUAACUAUCUUAGAGUUGGUAAGAUCCAGCUCGAGGAUGGUGAAUACGUGGAUGCAGAAAUGGAAGACCUGGAGGCCGAGGAUGAAAGGGGUGAAUAUGCGCCGGUUAUGGUUGAACUGGAUGAGGGCGGGAGGGAAAAGGGCACGAUUGGGUGGUAGUGAGGGCGAGAAGUAUUUCUCAUUGUGCCAUACUGUGCAGCAUCCACAUACAAAACACCACCCUUUGAAAGAAUAUCUUAUCUUACUUUGAGGAAUGCAAUACCCCGGUCCUGUCAUAUUUUGUAUGGACCAUACGAAAUCUCUAUCUCUACAUAUGAAUAUCAGACUUGCGUGAAUGUUGUCUCCAGUUCAGAGACAUUUCAUGGCGGGGUCCUUCCGUGGCGGGGUUGUGCCCAGGGGUCGAGCCGCAGGACAGCUGAAUGCAAUCAUUUUGAAUUCAAGGAGUCCCAAAAGAAACUACCAAUGGCCCCAUUAAGGUAUUAUUGAAACGGAUUAGGUUAGAGUUACAGCCACACAAGCAUCG